Messenger RNA from Electrophorus electricus (electric eel), 1073 nucleotides. It is a transcript of the gene nkx1-2a, whose product is annotated as NK1 transcription factor related 2-like,a. The record is from RefSeq and is a predicted model, not a curated record. Lineage: Eukaryota; Metazoa; Chordata; Actinopteri; Gymnotiformes; Gymnotidae. Gene Ontology annotation, molecular function: RNA polymerase II cis-regulatory region sequence-specific DNA binding; DNA-binding transcription factor activity, RNA polymerase II-specific. Gene Ontology annotation, cellular component: nucleus. Gene Ontology annotation, biological process: cell differentiation; regulation of transcription by RNA polymerase II.
AUGUUUGAGUAUCAGGAGUCAGGAGUAAAAACAACCACCAGUCACAGAAUUUCGUUUUCUAUUAUUGACAUUUUGGAUCCCAAAAAGUUCACACAUAAAAAGUUAGUUGGAAAUUCGCAAAAAAGCAGCGAGUCAUCUCAUACCGCAAAAUUUGGAAAUUUGAACAGCUCAUUUGCUGGCAAAGAAGGUCCUGUUCCCGCAGAGGCACCGUACUUCAACAAGGAUCCAGACGGAUGUACAGUGGAAGACCACCGGGACUGUUUAAGACCACAUGCUGCACAUAAAGUGGAUUCAGCUACAACUCUCGGUGAUAUUCACUCUGGCCUAUCGUCCGGUGAGGACCCAGCUGAUGGUGACGAACAGAGCAGCAAUAUUACAGACGUAUCAGUCGCAGACGACCCGAUGCGCCACCGACGACGCAGGUCUGAUCAUGGCUGCGCGAAGCCUCGCCGCGCCAGAACAGCGUUUACUUACGAACAACUCGUAGCUCUGGAGAACAAAUUUCGCGCUACGCGUUACCUGUCCGUGUGUGAGAGACUAAACCUUGCACUGUCGCUGAGCCUGACUGAGACUCAGGUUAAGAUUUGGUUUCAGAAUCGCAGAACCAAGUGGAAGAAGCAAAACCCUGGGGCUGACGGCACGAUGCAGCCGAGCUCGAGCUGUAGCUCAGGUUCAAGCAUCAGUCGCAGCGCGGGAGCAUGUGGGCCCGUUCCAGCCGGAUUCCAGGCUUUCACACCUUUCAGCACCGGAAAUAUGAUCUUCCACACUUCUACCGCUAUGCCACUAUCACCCACUGGUGGCGUGUUGCAUUCGUUUUUACCCAGUGGCUACCUGCAGCCAUCCUUCUUUCCGCCUCAUUUAUGAAGUCUCACAAGGUGAUAUAAAAUGACGCUUAAAAGGGCAAAAUGGGAAAUCACUGAAUCUAAACUGACAUCGGAUCGUACACGUCGCAAAGCAAACAGAAUCAAGUGUCAUUCUCAGAAACCCGGAUCUUCAAACUGGUCUUUUGGAAUGGCUGCAAAUGGCUCCAGCAUUCCCGUCUACACUGACUGCCCCCCAGAUCUGCCGAUAAC